This is a messenger RNA of Cuscuta epithymum, 3644 nucleotides long. Lineage: Eukaryota; Viridiplantae; Streptophyta; Magnoliopsida; Solanales; Convolvulaceae. The record is from the annotation of a GenBank genome assembly.
AUUUGAUCCACUCGUAUAGCUUUCCUACGCCGCACAUGUAGUGAUAGGCUUAUAGUUUGCUAAUCAGUUUUACAUUCUUAUCUUUACACGUUCAAUUGUAAAUGUAAAGUGUAUUUAUACACGUUGAGAGAAAUAAGAUUGAUACGUUGAAUUCCAAACAUCUAAUUUGGUAUCAGACGCUCCAUCUCUUCUUCCUCCUAUGGCUUCCGCCAAAUCCCCAUCAUUUCACCCAGCUCUUGCUCUCACCAACAUAAAAAGUUUUAUUCCAAUUACCCUCGAUCUUGAGAAUGUGGAAUACUCCUCCUGGACCGAACUUCUUAAGAUCACAACCCGUGCCUACCAGGUUGAAGAUCACAUCUUUCCCGAUGAAACGGAUACCUCGACCGCUUCCACUUCCACCAACCCACCUCCAGAACAAACUCCGGAGCAAGUUCUUGCCGCCGCCGCCGCCAAAGCCGAAUCUGAGGCUCUUUGGAAACGACUUGAUGCCAUGGUGUUACAAUGGAUUUAUGGGACUAUAUCCCAUGAUCUUUUGCACACUAUUCUCGAGCCGGACUCUACUGCCAAAGCCGCAUGGGAUCGCUUGGCCGAUCUUUUUCUUGACAACAAAAAUACUCGGGCGCUGCAUCUCGAAACCGAAUUUUCCAAUACCCGGUUGGAGAGCUUCCCUAACAUUGCUGCCUAUUGCAAGGCUCUCAAAACUCUGGCCACGAAAUUAUCCAACGUCGGUUCUCCCGUCAACAAUCAACGUUUGGUGUUGCGUAUUGUGAAUGGCCUCCCUCCGGCUUAUGACUCGGUUGCUUCUCUCAUUCAACAAACUGUCCCUCUUCCUCCAUAUUCCCAGGCCCGAUCGAUGCUCCUUCUGGAAGAAACCAGGAAGGCUCAACAACACAACUCCUCACCCACUGCCUUGGUUCAUACCGGUGCUCCAGUUGGUGUGCCACGGCCGGAUGUUCCACCUGGCCGCCCUCACAACCGCGGCAGGGGGCGUGGCACUUCACGUGGUGGUCUUAACCGUCCCUCCGGUUCUCCAGCGGCACCCCAAACUGCCAACCCGUGGCAAAUGCCCCCAUGGGGUUACUGGCCGCCACCAUGGAGCAUUCCGCCGUGCCCCUACCCAUCCACCGCGUGGCCCGGAAACCACAGCUCUCGGCCUCCCUCCUCCGCUGCCGGCAUACUUGGUCCAUGGCCUCACGCCGUCCAAAUGGCUACUUAUUUACAUAACGUCUUACCCUCCUCCACCCUCUCCAAUCUCUCCCCUACCCACAUUCUCUACCACAAAACCCCAUCCUAUGACCACAUUCAGGUGUUCGGAUGUUUAUGCUACCCGCACCAUCCUACAUCUACCAUUCACAAAUUAGAUGCUCGGUCCACGCCUUGCAUUUUUCUGGGCUUCCCCACUCACCACAAAGGCUAUAUUUGCCUUAAUCCCCAGACUGGCCAAAUUACUUUGUCACGACACGUCACUUUUAAUGAAACCAUAUUCCCAUAUAAAUCUCUGGCCGAGCCUACACCUCCACCUACUUACAAUUUCCUCCAAAAUCAAAUUAAUCCUAUCCUCUUAUCUCACCUCCAGAAUAAUAACUCCACCCCACCACCCCAUGCCCAGCCGACAUCAUCUGCAACUCCCACUCCUCCCACCUCACAAUUCUCUCCACCUAGCCCUCCCUUAUCCACUCCUCCCAUACCACCAGGUGACUCACCACCUCCCAUCAUCUCACAUCAUCCAAUGGUCACACGUAGCAAGGUGGGUAUAUUCAAACCAAAACACCCCAUAUCCCUCGUCUCCCAGACCUCCAUAAUUCCCUCGCCCCUUCCUAAAUCCCCUAUUCUUGCCUUACGUGACCCAAAUUGGCUUUCUGCCAUGCAGGACGAGUUUAGUGCCCUUAUUAAAAAUCGGACGUGGGAGUUAGUUCCCCGGCCCCCUAAUACCAAUAUCAUUCGUUGUCUUUGGCUUUUUAAACAUAAAUACAGGUCUAAUGGAGCUCUUGAACGACACAAAGCACGACUUGUAGUCAACGGAAAAUCACAACAAAUAGGCAUUGACUGUGACGAAACAUUUAGCCCCGUGGUUAAACCGGCAACUAUACGGACUGUUCUCUCUGUGGCGCUACAUCACUCUUGGCCCCUUCACCAACUUGAUGUCAAAAACGCUUUCCUACAUGGUAACUUAGAGGAAACCGUUUACAUGCAUCAACCUCCCGGUUUCCGCGACUCCAACAAACCACAUCAUGUUUGCCGGCUUCUCAAAUCUCUUUACGGUCUCAAACAAGCUCCCCGCGCAUGGUACCACCGGUUCUCCUCUUUCCUUUCCACCAUUGGAUUUUGUAACAGUGUAUGUGACCCGUCCUUAUUCAUAUAUCACCGGGAUCACCACACAGCCUAUCUUCUGUUAUAUGUGGACGAUAUCAUCCUCACUACCUCCUCCGAUGAUCUUCGUUGCUCCAUCAUUCAAACUUUGGCUGCUGAGUUCUCUAUGACUGACCUUGGACCUCUUAGUUAUUUCUUGGGAAUUGCUGUCACUCGUCACCCACAAGGUAUUUUUCUUAAUCAAGCCAAAUAUGCCGGUGAAAUCCUCUCUUGGGCCAGCCUCUCUGAUUGUAAUCCCGUAGCUACCCCAGUUGACACCAACUCCAAGCUCAGUGCAACUGCCGGUCCACCCGUCGAAGAGCCCACUCUUUACCGCAGUUUGGCCGGCGCUCUCCAAUAUCUCACGUUUACACGUCCCGAUAUCUCCUACGCCGUUCAACAGAUUUGUCUAUUCAUGCACGACCCUCGUGCCCCUCAUCUACAUGCCCUCAAGCGGAUUCUUAGGUAUGUUAAAGGCACUCUUCGUUUCAGUCUUCAUCUACGGCCGUCACCCAUUGAUAGCUUGAUUUCCUAUUCUGACGCGGACUGGGGUGGCUGUCCGGACACCCGCAGGUCAACUUCGGGCUACUGUGUCUACCUCGGUGACAACCUCCUAUCUUGGUCAUCCAAACGCCAGCCUACCCUUUCCCGUUCAAGUGCCGAAGCCGAAUACCGGGGAGUAGCCAAUGUCGUUGCGGAGACAUGUUGGUGAAGAAAUCUCCUUUUAGAACUUAAAUGUCCUCUAUCCAAGGCUACAUUGGUUUAUUGUGAUAAUAUAAGUUCAGUUUAUAUGUCCGGCAAUCCCGUUCAACAUCACCGAACAAAACAUAUAGAAAUGGAUAUUCACUUCGUCCGAGAAAAGGUUGCCCGUGGGGAGGUCAGAGUUCUUCAUGUUCCUUCGCGGCACCAGUUCGCCGAUAUCUUCACCAAAGGCCUUCCGCGCGUUUUAUUUGAGGACUUCCGGACCAGUCUAAGCAUUCGGGCACCUCCCGCUUUGACUGCGGGGGGUGUUAACGCAUGCAUGGCACAUGCAUGUCGCAUACAUGCAAUUCGGAACUCAUAUGUCCACAUGCAGUGAACCUCCGUACUAAUAGUAUAUUAUUGUUGUACAUUCAAAAUAGUUUGACUUAGAAUUAUAUUUGAUCCACUCGUAUAGCUUUCCUACGCCGCACAUGUAGUGAUAGGCUUAUAGUUUGCUAAUCAGUUUUACAUUCUUAUCUUUACACGUUCAAUUGUAAAUGUAAAGUGUAUUUAUACACGUUGAGAGAAAUAAGAUUGAUACGUUGAAUUCCAAA